GGCAUAUUAGAUGAACUGCAUGCCGUCGGCAUGCGAGAUCUCUUGCUGUCUGAUAUACCUAGAAUCGUUCUUUGGAUACUUGAGCUCAAGUGAUCCUUCGAGACAGCUUUGUCUGUGCUGUUCCACUGUGUCUAGUCGACCCAUAUGGUCUCUGGUUACGAGUGAUAUGCCCAUAUCAGUUGUCCCUAGUGCCAUCAUGAUGAAUCUAUCAACCUGAAGAAAUAAGGCAAUAUUCAGGUGCUCGAUCACAGAUUCGGAGAUGGCGGCCAAUUAUUGGGCGUCAACGCAGCGUCGACAUUGGCUGUUUACAAGAGAAAAAUUAGCGGAAAUUCGGGAAAUCUUUCGUGAAAGCGAUAAAGUUGCUCAUUCCCAGUUCCCCCUACCGGACCAGAGACUACUCAAUAUCUAUUUCAGUCAGCAACUUAUAAAGCUUGGAAAGCGAAUGUCAACCAGACAGCAAGCUCUUGCAACCGCUCAAGUGUAUAUCAAGCGAUUCUAUACGAAGAAUGAGAUCAGGCAUACAAACCCGUACCUCGUUCUUACGACUGCUUUUUAUCUCUCUUGCAAAAUGGAAGAGUGUCCGCAACAUAUCCGUUUUGUUGUCGGUGAAGCCCGGAGCCUCUGGCCAGAAUUCAUUACUCCGGAUGUUUCAAAACUAGGCGAAUGCGAAUUUUCCCUGAUAUCAGAGAUGAACUCGCAACUCAUUGUGCACCAUCCAUAUCGAACAUUAUCAGAGCUUCAGCCCGAACUGUCACUCACGUCGGAUGAGGUUGCUCUUGCAUGGUCUGUGAUCAAUGAUCACUACCUGACGGACCUACCUCUCCUAUAUGCCCCUCAUGUCAUUGCAGUCAUGGCUAUUAUUGUCGCAGUCGUCUUCAAGCCAAGUUCGGGGAAUUUCCACGGGUCUGCGGCGCCCGUCCUCGCCGGCGCAAUGAGGGAUGGUGGAAUGAAUGUGCUGGCUGCAUUAGGAGACCGGACUGGUUCCGGGCCUCCUCCCAAAAUACAGAAACUCAUCAGCUGGCUUGCUGAGAGUGAAGUCGACAUCAAAGGUGUCAUUGAGUGCACCCAGGAAUUGGUGUCUCUUUAUGAAGUUUGGGAGCAGUACAGCGAGAAGACUUGCAAGGAGCUACUUGGGCGGAUGGUCAAAACCAAAAAUCUGGACAAAUGACGAUAAAGUCUUCAUUUAAUCUUAGUUUCACGGGCAUUGAAAUGGCGUUCAAGGUCUUCAGUUGCUGCAUUUGCAUGUUCUAGGUGCAGUUUUGGCAUACUCUGUUAUUCGGUCAUUUAGCAGGUCGUGGACAUAUACCCACAAACUCGUUCUGUACUUGCUCACUCGCAAGUAUGUAAAAUGAUUCUAAAGCUCAC
Aspergillus novofumigatus IBT 16806 is the source of this 1365-nucleotide messenger RNA. It is a transcript of the gene ssn8, whose product is annotated as cyclin-dependent protein serine/threonine kinase regulator SSN8. Gene Ontology annotation, cellular component: mediator complex; nucleus. The transcript has 3 exons. NCBI's taxonomy places the organism in Eukaryota, Fungi, Ascomycota, Eurotiomycetes, Eurotiales, Aspergillaceae. Gene Ontology annotation, molecular function: cyclin-dependent protein serine/threonine kinase regulator activity. The record is from RefSeq and is a predicted model, not a curated record. Bases 260 to 1168 code for a protein of 302 amino acids. Gene Ontology annotation, biological process: positive regulation of transcription by RNA polymerase II.